Messenger RNA from Agrilus planipennis (emerald ash borer), 2050 nucleotides. RefSeq names its product sialin (gene MFS3). Lineage: Eukaryota; Metazoa; Arthropoda; Insecta; Coleoptera; Buprestidae. Gene Ontology annotation, molecular function: transmembrane transporter activity. The record is from RefSeq and is a predicted model, not a curated record. Bases 1 to 1326 code for a protein of 441 amino acids. The transcript is spliced from 5 exons. Gene Ontology annotation, biological process: monoatomic anion transport; transmembrane transport.
AUGUCAUACAAUUGCAAAAAAUUUCAGGAUGGUCCCUUCAUCUGGUCGACUACUGAACAAGGUACUAUGUUAAGCGCUUAUUUUUGGGGCUACUUGGUAGCCCAGUUGCCCGGAGGCAGAGUCGCAGAAUUGUUUAGUGCCAAAUGGGUCAUGUUCUUCUCGGUUGCCAUUAAUGUAAUUUGUACUUUGCUUACACCACUGAUGGCUGAAUUACAUUUCGGGGCCAUGCUUACUAUGCGCAUACUCGAGGGAAUCGGAGGUGGUGUCACAUUCCCUGCAAUGCAUGUCAUGUUAGCCCAUUGGGCACCCCCGUCAGAAAGAGGGACCAUAAGCAGCAUUGUUUACGCUGGUACCGCAUUAGGGACAGUUAUUCUUAUGUUGGUUUCGGGUGUCAUUGCCGGGGGAUAUGGUUGGGCCGCUAUUUUUUACAUCGAAGGGGCCGUGUGCGCCAUAUGGUUGAUUUUGUGGGCCGUUUUUACCGCCGACAGUCCCAACGAACACUGGCUUAUCAGUGAAGAAGAAAGGGAAUAUAUUAAUUCAUCUUUAAAUACCGGAAAGGGCAGCAAUUCUGAAAAAAAGAAACUUCAAGUUCCUUGGAAAAACGUAUGGAAGUCGUUGCCGUUUUGGGCUAUUUUGGUUGCACACACAUGUUCGAAUUGGGGUUGGUACAUGGUCCUUAUUGAGCUCCCUUACUACAUGAAAAGCGUUCUCAAAUUUAAAAUCGCCGAAAAUGCAGUUCUCACUGCACUGCCUUUCUUUAUCAUGUGGAUAUUCAGUAUAGGACUGAGCAAAACUCUGGACACCCUUCGAACAAAAGGAAAAAUAACUACCACCAUUUCACGUAAAAUCGCCACAUUGAUUGCCAGCGUUAUUCCAAUGGUUUGCUUUAUUGUACUGAGUUAUAUUGGAUGUAGACGUCUUUGGGCCACUGUGUUAAUGACCGUAGCAAUAACAUCCGUUGGAGGAAUGUUCUGUGGCUUUUUAUCAAACCAUAUCGAUAUUGCGCCCAACUUUGCCGGAACCUUGGUGGCCAUCACCAACAGCAUUGCUACUAUACCAGGAAUUGUUGUUCCUGUAUUCGUUGGAAAAUUAACCGCAACAGAUCCCACUAUAGCCUCAUGGAGAAUAAUAUUUUGGACAACUGUUUGCUUAUAUGUCAUUGAGGCCAUAGUAUACACCGUUUUUGGUUCGGGAGAAAUGCAGGAUUGGAAUAAAGUUGAAUCUCAAAAUAAUGACGACGCCGAAGGGCAACCCCUAAAGUCGUCCAGUAAUCAGAGUUACGAUACAGCUGACAAAACUUCAAACGCAACCCUUGAAGUCAAAUAAACGUAAGAAGGCUUUUUAAACAUAAAUAAUAAUAUUUAUUCAUGUUGUCGAUGUUUUUAAGUGUGGAAUAUAUUUCGGUAUAAACGUUAUUUUAAGAGAAUUAGGUAUCUAUUUUAUUAUAUUUAUCAAACAGCAUUUUUUGCAAUUAUACUCGCAUUUCUCUAUAUGCAUAUACAUAUUUUUAUGCUUGCCAGUAAUAAUUUAUUAUUAAUUUUACCUUCCAGUACAAAAUGCUUUAAAUAACGAUUGUGCAAUAUAAAAAUAUUUUUAUUAGAUUCGAAAUCAUGGUUCAAAUAAGCCCUGAAGUCAAAAUUCGUGCAAUCACUCACCCGUUUCUUUUUCGGCCUAGGCAUUUUAUUAAAAUAAAAAACAAUAAAUAAAAAAUGUCAAUAAAUGCUGCCACAUAUGCACAAUUUAUUUUUAUAUUACGUCUUAAAAUAAAUUAUUACGAAUUUAUGUAGAAUGUGUAGGUAAUUAACAAUUUUAAAAACUUGCAUAAUAUACCUAAUUAAAAUUACAGUUAAGUGCAUGAAAAGACUAAUUUGUGUCUAUUUUGACCUUAAAAUUGUGAUAAAUAUAUAUAAAGAAAGAAAUAAAAACAAGUUAAGUAGGUUAAAUUAAAAAUACUCUAUGUCCAGUUGUGCUAAAAACGAUAAUAUGCAAUUUAGACCCAUUGUACUUGAUUUUAAUGUAUACAAAUGCAAAGUGUUAUAUUAAAUGUCUU